Molecule: messenger RNA, 2022 nt
Organism: Schistocerca americana (American grasshopper)
Lineage: Eukaryota; Metazoa; Arthropoda; Insecta; Orthoptera; Acrididae
Product: F-box/LRR-repeat protein fbxl-1-like
Exons: 8
Coding region: 366-1856 (496 amino acids)
Molecular function (GO): protein binding
Source: RefSeq, a predicted model, not a curated record
CACUUUGCUUGUGGAUGGCUUAACGACGGGCGACAGUUAACGGAACGCGAUGUCAUCACUAGCCCUGUGCAGGAGGGGGAAUAACUGCCAGUAAGCGGAAAUAAAAAUGAGUAGACUGGUUGAUUCACUCUACAGUACAUGAUUGAAGCUUUUCAGCAGCCGGAAGCAGUCGCCGCUGACAGGUGGCGACACACCACUGCGGCUGCAGAGACGGAGCAGAGGUUCGCACCGGCCACGCGGCACGGCGAGGCUGCAGACCGACCGCAUUACCGGAGGCUGCCGCAGCGAGUCGGAGAGAGACUGCCGGUCCGAUACGCGCCGCUGUGCCGGAGCUCACCUUCGACAGUAGUAGGACAGCUCUGAGAAUGGUUGCAGGAGAUGGUCAGGGGAAGAAUAUUGAUGAGCUCCCAGAUGAAAUAAUACUAGAUGUAUUUUCAUUCUUCAGUUUUAAUGAGCUUAUAGACAUCUUGCAAAAUGUGUGUGUGCGAUGGAAGAGAUUGGCACACGACCCGGUGCUCUGGCGUGACAAAGAGUAUAUCGUCAGAGGAAGGGCACAGAACGGGAGGAGCUGCUGCGGUGUCACCUGCUCCGAGUGCGCCCACUGCAGGUGUGAGAAGACGGACAGAGAGGUCUUACAGACAGCCGGUACGAUGCCACAACUGCGGACACUUACGAUGAUGCGCGGUACCAGAGCUCGUAUCUUACGUAAGAUCUGCAGGAACUGUCCGAAUCUCACAACUUUGCAGCUUCACGGCUGUCAGAAGAUGAACUACUCGCUCCUGAAGUACAUAUUUGAGAAGUGUCCGAAGAUAGAGAAGCUGAUAAUUGCCAACAACUUACUGGCCGACCGACAGUACGCGGAAUUGGUGUCGCGCCUGGAACACUUGAAGAGCCUGGAAGUGUUCGAGAAUCGGAGAGGUGCGGGGCCUGUGCUGCUGCGCUUCCUGGCAGACGCCUGCCCGAAGUUGCGGGAGAUAAACCUCAGCUGUGACUACCACCCGCUGGAGGACGUCGAGUACUUCGUGAAGGCCAAGAGGGACACGCUCACUUCUGCCACCGUGCGCUGGACCAUGGCGGGGAAGAGGUGUGUGGUUCCCGUGCUGAAAGAGGCCGCCAGCUCUCUCGAGAAACUGCAGCUGCACCUCUUUGACGUGGCACCUGAGGAGGAGGCCGCGACGUUCGCAGAUCUCGGAGAGCUGCACAACCUGCGUGAACUGCACUGCAACCAGCUCUGCCCGCACCGGCCUCGCCUCAUCUCUCUCGCCUUCCGGCCCGGCUGCCUACCACUGCUGCAGAGGUUGGACCUGCCGCACGCCACCGACCUCCCGAACGACGCGGUGGUCACCAUUUCUCGGGGAUGCCCGUCACUGCGCGAGCUGAGGCUCAUUUUUGCGACGAGCCUCACAGACGGAGCACUUGCCGAGAUCCACCGUCUUAAACAUUUACAGAUACUGGAUCUUUCCGGAUGCAGUGGGCUGGGCGGAUCUGCCGUGGCGCACGUGGCGCAGCUGCCGUCCCUCCGCACGCUGCUCCUCCAGUACAUUGACGACCUGACAGAUCUGCAGCCGAGCCUACGGCACGUCCUGGACUUGAAGCAACUGCGCUGCCUCGAUAUCCUGUACAGCGGCCACAUCAGAGCUGUGCCAUUUGAAGAAUUUUCUGUGAGGCUCGUGAACCUCAGAGAACUACAUGUGACGUAUGAGGAAGAGGAUGAGGUUUUCUACAAAAAUGUUUUUGCUGAAAUGCAGAGUCAAAUGCCUCGGCUCAGGAUAAUUAAUACUUUCCGAUGGACAGAGAAUGACUUCCUAACAGAUUACGAAACGGAUGAUGAUGAUGACACCGACAUAGGGUACUGAGAAAUAAUUUUGGUUUUCAGACUGCAGAAUGUAACAUUGGAGCCCCUGGAUGAGUGAACUGUUUGAAAAGGAAGUAAAAGACAAAAUAUUGAUUUAUGAAAUUAUUGUAUAAGAGCCAAGAAAGCGUUGGCCGAAAUAAAAAAUGCAAUUUUUCGUGUUUUAAAAA